AUGAAUAAUCUGAAACUUGGCGUCGAAGUAAUAAGCGCAAGGCUCAAACCUAGAGAGGAUACUAAUGGCUAUGGUGGUAUUAACGCUUUCGUCGAGCUGCGAUUCGAUGAUCAGAAAGUCAAAACCUCGACUAAAAUCGACGAUUCGAGUCCGGUUUGGAACGAGAAGUUUUUCUUUAACAUCUCUCAUACAGAGGAUUUAUCGAAUCUUGUUCUUGAGGCUUACGUUUACAACAAAACAAGCAACAUAACCAAAUCUUGUCUUGGUAAGAUUCGGAUCUUGGGAACUGCGUUUGUGCCGUAUUCCGAAGCUGUCGGAUUGCAUUAUCCUCUUGAGAAAGAGAAAUGGAGUGUCUUUUCUGCCAUUAGAGGUGAGGUUGCUCUGAAAGUGUUUGUAACUGAUAACCCCUCUCUCAAGGCACCUAAUCUUAGCCCUAUAAAGAAGGUUACUUCUAACACAAGGCACAAACUCCACAACAUCGCCACGGCGGAGAAGAGUAAACCUAGCUUACGAAGAAAUCAGCAAUCGCCUCAACCCCAACCGCUUCAACUGCCACCGGUUAUGGAACCUCCUCGGUUUCAACCGGCGGUAGGCGCAACAAUGGGAUUUAAUCCGAAUCCACCGGAUUAUUCGAUCAAAGAGACGAAUCCGGUUCUUGGAGGAGGCAAAGGAGCAAGAAGAACGGGCGCUAAUGAUCUUGUAGAGCCAAUGGAGUUUCUCUUUGUCAAAGUCGUGAAAGCUCGAAAUCUUCCGACAAUGGACUUAACCGGAGGUCUAGAUCCGUACAUCCAAGUCAAACUCGGAAACUUUACCGCGAAAACGAAACAUUUCGAGAAGAAUCAAAACCCGAUUUGGAACGAAGUUUUCGCUUUCUCCAAAUCCAAUCAACAAUCAAACGUUCUUGAAGUCGUUCUCAUGGACAAAGACGUGAUCAAAGACGAUUUCGUCGGUUUAAUCCGGUUCGAUCUCAACGAGAUUCCGACACGUGUUGCACCAGACAGUCCUUUAGCUCCAGAAUGGUACAGAGUCAACCACGAGAAAGGAGGCGAGGUUAUGUUAGCUGUUUGGUUCGGUACUCAAGCCGACGAAGCGUUCUCAGACGCAACAUACUCAGACGCUUUAAACGCUAUUAACAAAUCGAGUGUGCGUUCUAAAAUCUAUCAUUCUCCGAGGCUAUGGUACCUUCGCGUUAACGUCAUCGAGGCGCAAGACUUGGUUAUCGUACCAGACCGGACUCGGUUUCCAAAUCCAUAUGUCAAAAUCCAGUUAAGUAACCAAAUGGUUCGAACAAAACCGAGUCAAUCGCUUAAUCCGAGAUGGAACGAAGAGUUUACGCUUGUCGCGGCUGAACCAUUUGAAGAUCUAAUCGUCUCGAUCGAAGACCGAAUCGCGGUUAACCGAGAGGAAACGAUUGGAACGGUAAGGAUACCGAUCGGUACAAUCGAUAAACGGAUUGAUGAUAACCGGACUGUGCCUAACCGUUGGUUUAGUCUUGAAUUUGAAAACCAGAGGAGAGUAAGAUUUGCUACUACAAAGCUUCAACUGAAUGUUUGUCUAGAAGGAGGUUAUCAUGUUCUUGAUGAGUCUACUUAUUACAGCAGCGAUUUCAGACCGUCGAUGAAAGAACUGUGGAAUCGACAACAACCAUCGAUUGGUGUUCUUGAAUUAGGAAUUUUAGGAGUUGAAGGCUUGAAUCUAAGCCAAGAAGGGAAGAAAGAGACCGUUGAUGCUUACUGUGUGGCUAAAUAUGGAACCAAAUGGGUCAGGACUCGGACCGUUACGGAUAGUUUAAACCCGCGGUACAACGAGCAGUAUACGUGGGAGGUUUACGAGCCAGCGACUGUGAUUACGAUUGGCGUUUUCGAUAACAAUCAGAUCAAUGGCGGUAUUGGUAACGGUAACGGUAACAAGAGAGAUGGGAAGAUUGGGAAAGUCAGAGUUCGAAUCUCGACGCUCGAAUCAGGAAGAAUCUACACGAAUUCGUAUCCGCUUCUUGUUCUUCGACCUUCAGGUGUGAAGAAAAUGGGGGAAUUGCAUUUGGCGAUUCGGUUUUCUUGCACAUCGAUGUUUCAGAUGCUUCUUCAGUAUUGGAAACCGCUUCUUCCGAAAAUGCAUUACGCGAGACCGUUGAAAGUCGUCCAGCAGGAGAUUCUCAGGCAGCACGCCGUCAACUUAGUGGCGGCUCGGUUAAGCAGAGCUGAGCCGCCGCUAAAGAAAGAAGUGAUCGAAUACAUUUCGGAUUCAAAUUCGCAUUUUUGGAGCAUGAGGAAAAGCAGAGCGAAUCUCUCUAGGCUGAGAUCGGUUUUCUCUUGUUUACUAGGUACCGGAGAAUGGUUUCAAGAUAUCUGCAGGUGGAAGAAACCGGUAGCCUCUACAGCGGUMCAUGUACUCUAUUUUGCGUUUGUGUGUUUACCGGAGAUGAUUCUUCCGGUAAUGUCUCUUUGCUUGUUCAUGUUUGGAGUAUGGAACUACAGAUUGCGCCCGCGACAACCUCCACACAUGGAUACAAGACUCUCAUUUGCAGACAAUAUUCAUCCUGAAGAGCUUAGCGAAGAGUUCGAUACAUUUCCUUUUUCUUCUCAAGACCCGGGGAUUGUAAAAAUGCGGUAUGAGAGGUUGAGAAGUAUAGCAAGUAGAGCUCAAACGGUUGUUGGAGAUAUCGCGGGUCAAGGAGAAAGAGUUCAAGCUCUGUUAAGCUGGAGAGAUCCAAGAGCAACUUCGAUUUUCAUGGUGCUUUGUUUGGUUUCUUCUGUGGUUUUGUUUGUUGUACCGUUUAAGGUUUUUGUUCUUCUCGCCGGAAUAUACAUCAUGAGACAUCCAAGAUUCCGGCGAAAGACACCUCCUGGUCCGGUUAAUUUCUUCCGACGACUUCCUGCAAAAACAGAUUGUAUGCUGUAG
This is a messenger RNA of Arabis nemorensis, 2898 nucleotides long. The record is from the annotation of a GenBank genome assembly. NCBI's taxonomy places the organism in Eukaryota, Viridiplantae, Streptophyta, Magnoliopsida, Brassicales, Brassicaceae.